Messenger RNA from Cucurbitaria berberidis CBS 394.84, 1905 nucleotides. Its product is annotated as GMC oxidoreductase. The record is from RefSeq and is a predicted model, not a curated record. The transcript has 8 exons. Bases 340 to 1905 code for a protein of 521 amino acids. NCBI's taxonomy places the organism in Eukaryota, Fungi, Ascomycota, Dothideomycetes, Pleosporales, Cucurbitariaceae. Gene Ontology annotation, molecular function: oxidoreductase activity, acting on CH-OH group of donors; flavin adenine dinucleotide binding.
AAGGAGGCGAUCUUCUUACUGGGGAGUGAACAAAUGGCUCCACAGGGAUCGGAAAAUGUGCUUCGCUUAAAUACCCAAGCAGGUCUCACAAGCUGCUGUUUUCAAUAAUCUGAAUGGUUGCAACUUCGUACACGACUAAUAAUUAUAGUGCUCUACCGUGCGAGCAUGUCGGCAUUUGCAACCCAACCCUUGUCUGGACCCCACAAGAGCCGGAAUUUGAAAUCUGGGGUGCAUAGGACACAGAUCACUUCUUAAACAACCAUCAGCAUCACCAAACAUGGAGGCUUUUUUGAAAAUCAGCAUCACAUUAUUUUGUGAACUUUGAGUCGGCCAAUCACCAUGGGGCCAGCUCUUGCUUUUAUCGCACUCGCGGUUCUUUUCCAGCAUAUCGCACAUGGCCAAAACACCACGAAUCCAAACUGUACCACCGUUAAAGAGCAAACUUAUGAUUACAUUGUAAUCGGCUCUGGUGCUGGUGGGAUUCCUGUUGCCGACCGCUUGAGUGAAGCCGGUCACUCGGUGUUGUUGAUCGAGAAGGGCCCACUGUCUAGUGGAAGGUGGAAUGGCACGAUGAAACCUGCCUGGCUAGAGGGCACUAAUCUAACGCGCUUCGACGUACCCGGCCUUUUCAAUCAGAUAUGGGCAGACCCUACCGGUGUGGCCUGCGAAGAUGUCGAUGUCAUGGCUGGCUGUGUGCUAGGUGGCGGUGUCGCGGUGAACUCCGCACUUUGGUGGAAGCCACAUCCAAGCGAUUGGGACGUCAACUUUCCCGUGGGAUGGAAGAACAGUGAUAUGCAGAAGCACGUUGAAACGGUGUGGCAACGUAUUCCAGGAACGUACAUCCCAUCCAAAGACGGGAAACUCUACCUGCAGCAAGGCUUCGAUACUGUAUCAAAAGGUUUAGAGGCCGCUGGCUUCAAAUAUGUAGUACCGAAUGAUCACCCAGAUCAAAAAAACCACACAUACGGCCACAGCACGUUCUUUGUCGAGAAUGCAGAGCGCCACGGUCCGCUCGCAACUUAUUUGGUCACCGCUAUGAAGCGGAAGAAUUUCGCCCUUUGGACGAAUACAGCUGCUAGAAGACUUAUCAGGACUGGUGGUCACAUCACGGGUGUAGAAUUGAAAUGCUCAAAAGAGGGCACUGUUGGUCCCGGCUACGGUGGCACCGUCAGGGUUACUCCUGGCACGGGCCGAGUGAUCUUGUCAGCGGGUACCUUCGGAUCUGCAAAGUUGCUUUUGCGAAGUGGUAUUGGCCCAUUGGACCAGCUUGAGGUUGUUAGAAACUCUACUGUCGAUGGAGCUACAAUGAUACAAUCGAAUCAAUGGAUCAAUCUGCCCGUUGGCUAUAAUUUGAACGAUCAUGUUGUCGCGCCUAACCUAGGCCCAAUGUUUUGGCAACAAAUCCAGGCCUCGAUGACAAUCACGCAAUACCUCGGUAUGGGCACACUGUCGCGCGGACGAAUGACCAUACUACCGAACAUGAACACUCGAGUUUCAAUCGCGCCGUACUUGCGCGAUAGCCAUGACAAAGAAGCCGUGGUACAAGGUAUCGACUAUAUCAGGGGCGUGUUGAGCCAAAUCCAGAAUUUGACCUGGGUCGUGCCUACCGUGAACCAGUCCACAACCGCAUUUGUUAAUUCCAUUCCAGCUACCACAGGCUUGCGAGGGUCAAACCAUUGGACUGGCUCGUGCACAAUUGGCUCUGACGAUGGAAGAAGUGGUGGCAGGGCUGUAGUCGAUCUCGACACCAAGGUUUAUGGUACUGAUAACCUGUUUGUUGUUGACGCAUCUAUAUUUCCAGGUAUGACUACUGGAAAUCCGUCCGGUGCUAUCAUUACAGUUGCAGAACGUGCAGCGGGACGGAUUCUUUCUCUCAAGCCGUUAGGCACCAGUGCUCUAGACUGA